Oreochromis aureus is the source of this 2055-nucleotide messenger RNA. RefSeq lists its product as uncharacterized. The record is from RefSeq and is a predicted model, not a curated record. The transcript is spliced from 4 exons. Lineage: Eukaryota; Metazoa; Chordata; Actinopteri; Cichliformes; Cichlidae. Bases 928 to 1410 code for a protein of 160 amino acids.
GAGCUCAAAGAGGGGAAACAGAAGUCUCUCUGUCCCAGCAGUCUUUUCCCUGAUGUUUAAACAGCAGGAGAGUCCGGGGACCUAAACUGGAGCUAAUUAGCUAAUUCAUGAGGCCUGAAGGGAGCAACAUGUGAUUUAAUGCAGUCGACAGCAACAGCCAUGUUUCUUAACAACAGGAUUUGUCAUUAUUUUCUAUACAAUCUGAACAGUUUCUCACAUUAGCAGUAAAAUAUGGAAAGUACGCUUUAAGAGUGAAGUACAAAUGUAUCCUGGGAAACACAGAAGGAUUAUAGGCAAGUCAUCUCUACUGGAGUGUUGUAUCUAAAGAUAUGCUUGACUUUGUAGUUGCAGUAGCACAUAUGAAAACAACAUCUACUGCUGCACACUGAGGGGACAUAGGUUUGUUUUAAAUCAACACCUUAGAUCAGACAUGGCUUGUUACACACACCAUAUUAUGUUGAUAUGUAGAUUAGUUACACUGGCAUUCUUACUAGAGAAGUGACAUUUCUUUUCUGAAUAAGGGCAGCGACUUUUGGCUUAUAAGAUGUCAGUGCAAUCUGAAGACAAUGGUGAAGAGAACUGUCAUUCAGUGAACAACGAGAGCUGCUUUUUAUCGAGUUUGUACGUGAAAAGCUUGAUUCAUGUGUAUGUCGACCCAAACAUACCGAGCAUGACGACUACUACUUUCUUAAUGUUAGGAAACUGGUGGGUGUUGACAUCAGUCCAAAACUCGUCGGUGGAGGGGCUCACCGCAAAGCCCCCGUCUGUUACAACACCGAAUGGGUCUCUGGCAAAACUCAUCACCUCUGUGGGUAGAGCGAGUCCAUGUAAUCGACCAGAAAGGUUCUCUUUCAACUUCGCAAUGAAAUCAGUCAUCACAUCCACGACUUGCACCGGUGAUGAGAUGCAUUUGCGGAGUGUCGGAAAAUGCCCCCUGUGCUCAACUCAGUCGAAAAAAGGUACAGGGAAAGGUUGCAAGCAAAGUAUCUUAAAGCCCCGGAUAACAAGCUGUCAUCUAGCAGGUGUUGGCGUUUUACAAACUCGAGUCUCUGCUCAUCAGUGACACCUGGGGUCGACACAGGAGUCUCACCUCUUAUUUUCCCGGGGACUCAACAGCACAACUCCAGUCAAAAGCCUAGAAAGAGCAUCUCUAAAGAGCAUGCCUGCUUCUCAAAGCAGAUGAUCCAGAAGCAGAUUCGCAGUACGUAUGUCGCUUCUGUAGAGGAAAAACUCAAGCAGCACCCUCUGGCUAUGUACCCUCACUAUAAGGAUCACCUGACUCCUGAAUUAUUUAAUCGGGUGGUGGCUGUUUUAGACCCAGAUAUGUGCGUAAGCAAUGCCUCUGGACUUCCUGCACCUUCAGAAGACCUUGCAGAGGAGGAGGUCAAAACAGGAAACACCCAAACUUAAAAUGAUGAAUGCUUCUGAUGAUGCUCCUCCUUGAAGUCUGUUUGCCACCAAUUGUGCCCAUUCAAGCACACAGCAACUUCUCAGGUUGUGUAUAAAAUCCCAACCAGGAAGGCCAUUUAUAUUUCUAAAGCAAGAACAAAAUUCAGUACAGAUCACAAAUAUAAGUCAAAAAUAAUUUUUGAUAUCUGUUAUUUGGGGAGGGAAAAAAACAGUUACUUGCAAAAAUAAACAAAUUCAAGAGUCCGGCAACAGGUCCAAGUAGCUGAACUAAAAUGUAAACAAGAGAUAGAAUGGGGACUUGGAUCUGGCACAAAUCUCAAGAAAAUCCAUCGUCCUUUCCCGUCUAACAUAACAAACAGCUGGUUUUACGGCAAGUAACACAAACCAUCAAGAGUGAAGAGGAUACAAAAUAUUUGGAUUUGAAGACCUGUGUGUGGUGGGUCCACAUCGUUUGUAUAUGGAAAAAGCUCCAGAGGAUACAAAGGACAAGGGUGUUUAAGUAUGACUUUAUAUCUAAAGAAUCUCCUUUUUUUGAAGAGUAAGAUAAAGAUCAAGAACAAGAGGUGUGUAUAUUUCUGUGAGCAUAUAAAGGAAAUAUGGAUAAUUAAGAAGUGCUUAUAAACAAAGGACGGCAGAAGAUUUCCA